UUCAGCUUUUUGCUUUUGUGCCAUCGGAAACCAAAAGAGAACCCUCUACUGCUGCCCCAUGUCCUCCGGUCCCUCGUAAGUCAUCCUCAAACAAAACUCAGCCUUGCCUCUUCAACUGGUUGUGAUCACACGCCAUCCAUUUCGUGAGAAAACAAGCAAAAUAAAUGAAAUCAGUGAAGGGAAGAUUCCUAAAGAAAUUGAAUUUCAUUCCAAGUAAAAGCACACUGAAACAAGGUCUAGUUUCCCAUCUGAACUCCUCAGAAAACUUUUCUGAUCAGAGCUUGCAGAUACCACCAAUUUACAUACAAAAGGAUCACAAGAAAGACAGUCUAUCUGGUGAUUUUGGUGUGUCAAAGAAAAAACCAGAAUCCAAAGAUGAAGAACUGGACUUGGAAAUUAAUCUCUUCGACAAGGUGAACAUCACACCCUCCAUAGUAUCCAAUGACAGAUUAUCUGUAAUGGACAGUCCUGAGGCCCCAGUCGCUACAGAUAUCAACGUGGAGCAAUACACGGGAAAUGAAGCUGAGAAAGAGAUAAAAGGACACCCAUCUCUCUCAGAUUUUGAAGAGAUAUCUCUUCCCGGAGGAAGUCAGGCUGUAAUUCUCUACACAACAAGCUUGAGAAGUAUAAGAAAGACAUUUGAGGAUUGUCAUGCUAUUCGGUUUUUGUUGGAAAGUUUUAAAGUAAUAUUCCACGAGAAAGAUGUUUCGUUGCACUUGGAAUUCAGGGAGGAACUAUGGAGGAUAAUGGGUGGCAGGGUGAUUCCUCCAAGGCUUUUCAUAAAGGGAAGGUACAUAGGAGGAGCUGAUGAAGUGACUGGUUUGCAUGAGCAAGGUAAGCUUAAGAAUCUCUUGGCAGGUAUACCACUCAAUCUGUCUAUUUGCCCUUGCACUGGUUGCGGUAACAUACGAUUCAUAGUUUGCUCCGAUUGUAAUGGCAGUCGUAAGGUCUUUGCAGAUGAUCAGAAUGAUGAGACAUACAUUAGAUGCCCUGAAUGUAAUGAAAAUGGACUGGUUAAAUGCCUCAUCUGCAGCUGAAAGUCUAGCUACUUUUUCCUAAACUCUUGCUUGAUUCUGUAUCGUAUUAUCCAUCUUCCCUAACUUUUUCCCUUGCACUGGUUGCGGUAACAUACUAUUCAUAGCUUGCUCCGAUUGUAAUGGCAGUCGUAAGGUCUUUGCAGAUGAUCAGACUGAUGAGACAUACAUUAGAUGCCCUGAAUGUAAUGAAAAUGGAUUGGUUAAAUGCCUCAUCUGCAGCUGAAAGUCUAGCUACUUUUUCCUAAACUCUUGCUUGAUUCUGUAUCGUAUUAUCCAUCUUCCCUAACUUUUUCCCUUGCACUGGUUGCGGUAACAUACGAUUCAUAGUUUGCUCUGAUUGUAAUGGCAGUCGUAAGUUCUUUGCAGAUGAUCAGAAUGAUGAGACAUACAUUAGAUGCCCUGAAUGUAAUGAAAAUGGAUUGGUUAAAUGCCUCA
Messenger RNA from Populus nigra (black poplar), 1472 nucleotides. RefSeq lists its product as uncharacterized. NCBI's taxonomy places the organism in Eukaryota, Viridiplantae, Streptophyta, Magnoliopsida, Malpighiales, Salicaceae. The record is from RefSeq and is a predicted model, not a curated record. The transcript has a single exon. The coding region runs from base 165 to 1037 and encodes 290 amino acids.